Eruca vesicaria subsp. sativa (arugula) is the source of this 1742-nucleotide messenger RNA. Lineage: Eukaryota; Viridiplantae; Streptophyta; Magnoliopsida; Brassicales; Brassicaceae. The record is from the annotation of a GenBank genome assembly.
UGGUGAUGCUGACGUGGUACCCCCUUCCUCUUUUAUACGGAUCUAAAUCCCUUCCUUCAACACUUCACCUCCAAAUCUCCCAAAUCUACGAAAAAAAAUCAUAAAAGAAAAGAAAAAAAUAUCACAGAGUGAGACAGAGAGAAGGAAACAGAGACUGACCACAAGCUUUUCAUUCCCUCCCAUAGCUCUGCUUUUUUUUAAAAAUCGAGAAGGAAAAAAGCUUGGAAAGAAGAAAUGAUGAUGGAAAGUAGAGAUCCAGCUAUUAAGCUCUUCGGCAUGAAAAUCCCUUUUCCCGCCGCUGUUUUUGAACCGACGUCGGCGGCGGUUGAGGAGGACCAUUGCGACGGAGAUGAUAAAUCACCAGAGAAGGUAACUACUACAGAGUUAUCAUCAGACAAGAAGAACAUCAACUGUAACAACAAGAGUCUAAACAAUUCGAAUGAUACCAAACCAGAAACAGGGGACGACAAAGAGGAAGAGACAUCAGCAGAACAGAUAGACAGCGAUGAGAACAAUCAGCAGACAACAGCAGACGGUAAAACCCUGAAGAAACCAACCAAGAUUCUCCCCUGUCCGAGAUGCAAAAGCAUGGACACCAAGUUCUGUUAUUACAACAACUACAACAUCAACCAGCCUCGCCACUUCUGCAAGGCGUGUCAGAGAUACUGGACAGCCGGAGGCACCAUGAGGAAUGUACCAGUGGGUGCAGGACGCCGCAAGAACAAAAGCUCCUCCUCUCAUUACCGUCACAUCACUAUCUCCGAGGCUUUAGAGGCUGCAAGGCUCAAUCCGAGCUUACAGGCCAACACAAGAGUCCUGAGUUUUGGCAUACAAGCUCAGCAGCAGCACGCUGCUCCUGUCCCACCCGUGAUGAAGCUACAAGUAGACCAGAAAGUCUCAAAUGGAGCUAGAAAAGGGUUAGCGGAUCAGCGGCGGGUUGAGAACGGAGAUGAUUGCUCAAGUGGAUCCUCUGUGACUACCUCAGUGGAUGAAGCAAGAGCACAAAGCAGCAGAGUUGUUGAACCACACAACAACAAUAUGAAUGGUGGUUAUGCUUGCAUCCCGGGUGUACCAUGGCCAUACACAUGGAAUCCAACGAUGCCUCCACCAGGUUUUUACCCUCCUCCAGGGUAUCCAAUGCCGUUUUAUCCUUACUGGACCAUCCCAAUGCUAUCACCGAAUCAAUCCUCCUCGCCCAUGAGUCAAAAGGGUUCAAGUCCAAAAUCUCCUACUCUCGGAAAGCACCCGAGAGACGAGGAAUCUUCAAGAAAGGAGAAUGAAACAGAGCGGAAACAGAGGAACGGGUGCGUUAUAGUCCCGAAAACGUUGAGAAUAGACGAUCCUAACGAAGCAGCAAAGAGCUCUAUAUGGACAACAUUGGGAAUCAAGAAUGAAGGUUCAAAAUUGGGAAGCAAAGGAGGAAUGUUCAAAGGGUUUGAUCAGAAGACGAAGAUGAGUGACAAUGAUAAAGCAGAGAACAACUCCCCUGCUCUUUCUGCUAACCCUGCUGCUCUAUCGAGAUCACUCAAUUUCCAAGAACGGGUUUAGAGUUCAUAUACGUUGUAUAUAUCUUAUGAUUGUUUGUAUAUACAGUAUAUUGGAGAAUGAAGGUUUUGAGACUUCAUCUCUUUUCUUCUUCCUCGUGACACUAUUCCUUUUAGUCUCUCACUAGUCCUGAUGUUUUGUGCUAUGCAUAUGGUUUUGAACCAGACCAAACAUUCCGAACUGAAGCAAAGUUUUUG